CUUCUCUCCUCCCACAAGAUGAUGUCCUUCGAUACCGCAUGUGCUGUCCCUGGCCAAAAGCCACCCUCUGCAGCUGCCCUCGACAUCCAGACCGUCACCAACGGCACAUCUCACAACACGGAGUCGCACUCGGCAACCGCCGCCGGACAGGCCGGCACUCACACGCACAUCUGGCUGGUGACCGGCCCAGCUGGAUGUGGCAAGUCCAGUGUUGCAGAAUAUCUGGCAAACGCUCUUGACAUGCCCUACAUUGAAGGCGACUCGGUAUGCUGGCCGUAUCUUCCCCUUGUGCGACGCUGACAAUCAUGCUGACGAUGCUCGCAGUUCCACUCCGCAGCAAACAUCGAAAAGAUGAGCAAUGGAGUUCCUCUGACCGACUCUGACCGCUGGGACUGGCUGACGUCUCUCCGCGAUGAGUCAAUGCGUCAGAUCAACGAGGGCCAGACCGGCGUUGUCCUGACCUGCUCGGCCCUGAAGCGCAAGUACCGGGAUGUCAUCCGCGUGGCCGCCUAUUACGAUCACCACCUGCUUAUCCACUUCAUCUACCUCGAUGCCUCCGAGGAGCUGCUUCUUCAGCGCGUCGCCCAGCGCCAGGGCCACUACAUGGGAGCAAACAUGGUGCACAGCCAGUUCGAGGUUCUCGAACGACCUACCAAAAACGAGACGGACGUCAUCUCCAUCGAUGUCAGCCGGACCCUGGGCGAGGUCAAGGAAGACGCUCUUGCCAGGGUCAUUGAGACGAUGGGCAGAGCCGACAACGAUAACCAAUAGAGCGUUUGCUUGGACCACUUUCUCUUUUCGUCUUUUUUUCGUUUACUUCGGGUAUAGAGGCUGCCGCAUGGUCUCAGCGUCCGGGCAUCUACAAAAAAAUUGUCGUCACUUUUCUUUUUCUGCGGAUAUGCGACAAUGGGGUAUUCAUGACACUUGUUUUUUCUUUUUCGAUCUAGAUC
This is a messenger RNA of Trichoderma atroviride IMI 206040, 950 nucleotides long. NCBI's taxonomy places the organism in Eukaryota, Fungi, Ascomycota, Sordariomycetes, Hypocreales, Hypocreaceae. The record is from RefSeq and is a predicted model, not a curated record.